This is a messenger RNA of Protopterus annectens (West African lungfish), 1854 nucleotides long. Its product is annotated as potassium voltage-gated channel subfamily V member 2-like. The transcript is spliced from 2 exons. The record is from RefSeq and is a predicted model, not a curated record. Gene Ontology annotation, molecular function: voltage-gated potassium channel activity. Gene Ontology annotation, biological process: potassium ion transmembrane transport; protein homooligomerization. Gene Ontology annotation, cellular component: membrane; voltage-gated potassium channel complex. Lineage: Eukaryota; Metazoa; Chordata; Ceratodontiformes; Protopteridae. The coding region runs from base 1 to 1626 and encodes 541 amino acids.
AUGCAAAGAUUUAAAAAGAGAAGUCAGAGCUUAUUUCCAAACUAUAAACUCGGAGAAGGCAUAAAUGCAUCGCAAGACCCAGGAAAAAAUUAUCAUGUCAUGUUUGCAAAAGAUUAUUCUGUCAAAUUAUGGAACUCACUGCAGAUUUUAAGUUCAAGUGCAGAUCCAUACUUUGAUGAAGAGGAAAGUGAAGAAGAACAGGAAUAUGGCUUAGAAGAAGAAGAAAUAGAUGAAAGACGAUCAGUCUCCCAGUCUCUGCCUACCACUCCUAAAAACAGCAUAAUAAAUAUAAACGUUGGUGGGGUGUCUUACCAGAUUGCCUAUAGUGUGGCCGCCAGGUAUCCAAAAACAAGAAUAGGGAGACUUGCAACAUAUACUGACCAUGCUAAAAAACUAGACCUGUGUGAUGACCACAUUGUUCUGAAUAAUGAAUAUUUCUUUGACAGAGACCCUGACAUCUUCCAUCAUGUGUUCAACUUCUACAGGACAGGCAUGCUAUGGAUAAAGAAUGAACUAUGCCCCAGGAAUUUUGUUGAAGAAAUUAAUUAUUGGGGUAUAAGGAUAAAAAAUAGCCAGCGGUGUUGUAGGAUUUCUUUUGAGGAGAGACAAGAUGAGUUAAAUGAGCAACUCAAAGUUCAAAGAGAACUCCAAGCAGAAAUUCAAGUAGAAGAAAAUGCCGAGCUCUUCAGAGACAUGAAAUAUAGCAGGCAAAGGAGGAUGGUGUGGAACCUAAUGGAGAAACCAUUUUCAUCUUUUACUGCUAAAAUGAUGGCUGUUGCAUCCAGCUUCUUUGUAUUAAUUUCUAUAGUGGCCAUGACCUUGAAUACCGUGGAAGAGAUGCAGUACCAAACAGCAAGUGGCCAGCUGAGUGGUAAGACCUAUCUUGAACACGUAGAGACCUUCUGCAUUGUGUUUUUCACCAUGGAGUUCAUUCUUAGACUAACCUCAACGCCAGAUAUUAAGCAGUUUUAUAGAAGUGUCCUGAAUGCUGUAGACUUAAUAGCUAUUCUUCCAUUUUACCUACAGCUUAUCCUGGAAUGUUUUAUAGAUGAAGAUCUCAAAAAACACGACCAUGAUAUAGAGGCAGUUGGAAGAGUUGGAAAGGUUGGCCAGGUUCUGAGACUUAUGAGACUAAUGAGAAUUUUUAGAAUUUUGAAACUUGUCCGUCACUCCACUGGACUGAGAGCUUUUGGAUUCACAUUAAGGCAAUGUUACCAACAAGUUGGAUGUCUCUUCCUUUUCAUAGCUAUGGGGAUUUUUGCCUUCUCUGCUGUGGUCUAUUCUGUUGAACAUGAUGUUCCUGGAACAAAUUUUACCAGCAUUCCUCACUCGUGGUGGUGGGCUGCUGUCAGCAUAUCCACAGUGGGCUAUGGAGAUACGUACCCAGAAACCCACCUUGGCCGACUCUUUGCUUUCAUUUGCAUUGCCUUUGGAAUUAUCCUCAAUGGGAUGCCCAUCUCUAUCCUCUACAACAAGUUCUCUGACUAUUACACCAAGCUGAAGGCCCACGAAUAUACAUCUGUCAUGAAGAAAAGGGGAAAGGCGAACUUUAAACGAAAAGUGAUGAGGAAAGUAACUGAAUGCUGUGAAGGAAAACCACAAAAACAGCAAAAGAGGCAGCAUUAACUUCAUAAAAAUUCACGGAAGAAUGCAAAUACGGUAUGAAGUUUAACAACAUUCUCAGGUUCGCUGUAACUUUUCCAUUGAUAAUAAUCGAGUCAUUUCUUUGUGAAAUUAAAGGAGUCUGUGAUCUAUAAACAAUGCAAAUACAAUUUUGUGAAAUUGUAGCCAGUCAAGUAAAUGUAGGAAAUAUAUUUACAUAUUUAGAAGAAAAUAAAAUUACAUUUCUGGAUU